AUGUCGCAAAGUCCAGCAUCAAAGAAGAAUAAGAGGAAAGAAUUUGCGGAACGCGAUCGCGCGAAUCUCGACGUUCGCAUAUUGGGAAUUUCAGCGAAGGCGAGCCAGCGGGUCGACUACUCAAAAUUGCUUGAAAUUUCAGUUGGUAUUAGCUUUGCUGGUUGGCAUCACAGGAUUGUCGGAAGUGUUCUACCUAGUGUUGCUGGGAACAAAUUUAUAAAUUCACUAAUGUUUCUAAUUUAUUUCGUUUACCUCAUGAUUUUCUGCACCGUCGGAACCGGCAACGACGAGGUCGAUUUCGGCGUCGAGACCGCCGCGUUUCUUUUCGUUUGGGUUCCGAUCAUCGCGAUUUUCUACGCAAUUUUCACGUUCGUCCUUUCUCGACUUGGAUGGCUCGGACACUAUUCGCGAGUCGCUGCAACGAAUUCGACGGACGGCGCAAAAUCGACGCAUUCGACACUCUCGACAUUAUUCGCAUCGGAAAUCGGAUCACGUGCCGGCUCGUCGAGAGGAUCGAAAUCAAAAGCUUCCAACGAUUUCUGA
Molecule: messenger RNA, 543 nt
Organism: Caenorhabditis bovis
Lineage: Eukaryota; Metazoa; Nematoda; Chromadorea; Rhabditida; Rhabditidae
Source: the annotation of a GenBank genome assembly